Messenger RNA from Pelodiscus sinensis (Chinese soft-shelled turtle), 1077 nucleotides. RefSeq names its product dual specificity phosphatase 19 (gene DUSP19). Gene Ontology annotation, cellular component: cytoplasm. NCBI's taxonomy places the organism in Eukaryota, Metazoa, Chordata, Testudines, Trionychidae. Gene Ontology annotation, molecular function: JUN kinase phosphatase activity. Gene Ontology annotation, biological process: protein dephosphorylation; regulation of MAP kinase activity. The record is from RefSeq and is a predicted model, not a curated record.
GAACGCUUUUAUUUGACCAAUCAAAAACUGUCUUGCACUGCAGUCAUGGAAACACAAGGCUUGGUAGCCUUCUCUUUUACCUGUUACCUGCGCGAUCCUCCGCAGCAGGUUCUGCUAUAGGCUGGAGAGGAGUUUAGCUUCACUGCAAGAAUUAGAGGCUGCUGCGUUUGCCCGCGUUAGUGGCUGCUCGCUGGAAGUUCCCUGCUCAUGUAAUGCAUUCACUCACUCAGGAAAUCAGAGGCUUUUCCAGGAAUAAUCUGAGGAAGCAAUGUACAAGGGUAACAACUUUAACUGGGAAGAGACUUAUAGAGACAUGGCAAGAUGCCCGAGUGCACGUGGUGGAAGAAGCAGAUCCAAGUGAUGGGUUCGGUUGCGGUUAUGUGCAGGACCUUAGCUUGGAUCUGCAAGUUGGCGUUAUUAAGCCCUGGUUGCUGCUAGGAUCACAAGAUGCUGCUCAGGAUCGGGAGACACUGAAAAAAUAUGGGGUUACUCAUGUCCUAAAUGUGGCAUAUAGAGUUGAAAAUGCCUUCCCCAAUGACUUUAUAUACAAGAACAUUUCUAUACUGGAUCUCCCAGAGACUGACAUCACAUCGUAUUUCCCAGAAUGUUUUGAGUUUAUUGAGCAAGCCAAGAUGCAGGAUGGAGUGGUGCUGGUUCAUUGUAAUGCAGGAGUUUCUCGUGCUGCCGCAAUUGUAAUUGGUUUUCUAAUCAAUUCAGAAGGACUCAAUUUUGCUCGAGCAUUUUCUUGGGUGAAAAAUGCCAGACCUGCUAUCUGUCCGAAUCCUGGCUUCAUGGAGCAGCUUCACAAGUAUCAACAGCAUAGUAAAAAGGCAAACGGAAGCAUAAAUGAUCUCAAAUGAUAACAGGAGAGAAAUGCAACAAUCCCUGUGGUUAUAUUUUAACAGACGUGUUGGCAUAUCAUACCUUAAAACAGGGCUACUCAGCCCGCGGCCCGUUUGUUUGCAGCCCACAGUGCGGUUUGGAUUUAUGUGGGGCUCAACAUGCAGCCCUGCAGGUGGGAGCCAAAACAAAAAAGUAGUCAAUAUAAUGGUCUUCUGCUGAUACAGGCAGUCCCCG